This is a messenger RNA of Morone saxatilis (striped sea-bass), 5169 nucleotides long. RefSeq lists its product as uncharacterized. The transcript has 12 exons. The coding region runs from base 225 to 3011 and encodes 928 amino acids. NCBI's taxonomy places the organism in Eukaryota, Metazoa, Chordata, Actinopteri, Moronidae. The record is from RefSeq and is a predicted model, not a curated record.
CUCAGUCAGUCUGACCGCCCACAGUCCGGGGGGAGAAAGUGCUGCUUUGUGAAUGAAGGGAGCGGCGGAGGGCAGAAAACAAAACUUUGCCGAAAUUAUUUCCGACUGGUGGCGAUUUUAAAUUCAACCGAGAGGCUUUUUUUUUUUCUCGACGGUGCAACAAGCGACACCUGGCCGACGAGGAACCGGGAAUAUCACGGCAUUUCAGAGAAAAGCUGUAAAUCAUGGUGGUCAGUGUGGCCCUUGUGGUCUGUCUGUGCCUGGUUGUGGCAGUCAGCGGCGACCCCUGCCUCAUCAUCAGCGAGAUCAAUGCCGACAACCCGAGACUGGACACCACCGAGUUCGUGGAGCUGUAUCACACCAGUGGACAGCGGGCUUCGCUGGAUGGCUACACCCUUGUGUUUUAUAAUGGGAAUGGAAAUAUAGCCUACAAGGUGCUGGACCUCAAAGGCCACAGCACUGAUGACAGAGGAUUCUUCCUGGUGGGCUCCGUGGACAUGUUGCCCAAACCGGCCAUCCUCCUGCCUCCCAACACAGUCCAGAACGGCCCGGACGCCAUCGUACUCUACCACACAUCUGCUGCCCGCUACAGUGAGAAGAUGAACGUCUCGGCCCUGGGGCUGGUGGACGCCGUGGUGUACAUGACCCGCCGUACAGGGGGCGCAGAGUUCCUAGCUGAAACUCUGACGCCAGGGGAGCCGGCCUUCGUUGAGGACGAAACUGCACUAGAGGGGGACGAGUCAAUUGAGAGGUGCCUACUGUCCGAAGAUCGCUGGGGCUUUCAGGUGUCCUCACCCUCCCCAGGACAGAGGAAUAACUGCACCCCGCCUGCCGCCCCGGCAACCAUUCCUGUCAUUACUGAGCUGAAGCUGGGAGGCGGGCAGGUGGACGGGUUUGUGGAGCUAACAGAGGCUCCAACUGCCGGCCCUCUGGUGCUGGUCGUGUUGGAUGGGAAAACGGACAGGGUCAGUGUGAGUGUGAGUGUAGAUGUGGGUCUGACCACCUCCAGGAGUGGGUUGAUCUCCAUGACCAUAGACAAGAACUACAUGAAAGGAGACGAGUCGGGGGCAGUGGCUGUUUACAGUGGCAGAGCCUCAGACUUCCCUGUGGGUAGUCCACUGAGCCAGAUACAGCCUCUAGAUGCAUUUGUGUUUGCUGGACCCGGAAACAAGCCGAGUGCCAACCUCACAGAGACUCUGAUCCCAGGCAGACAGCCCUACCAGCUCAGCAACAGUUUGAGAGAGGGAGGCUUCUAUCUGAGUCGCUGUGGUGUGGCCACCUGGGCCAGAGAUCCUGGUGUCUUCUGGGAGGCCCCACAAACUCCUGGACAGCCCAACCAGUGCCCCUGGCCAAAGAUCUGCCCUCACAGUAUUGUAAUUCCAGGAGGUACAGAUUCACCGCCUCACCUCCCACCCUGGGGAAACAGUGACUUCCUGAUCAAUGAGCUGAACACGGAUACACCUGGAGCAGCUGAGGACGGCGAGUACAUCGAGCUGUGGCACCCAUCAGGACGCCGUGUCUCCCUGCAAGGCAUCUGGAUACUACUAUUCAGUGCGCACAACAACAGACCCUACAGGGAGAUCAGUCUUAGUGGACACUUCACCACUUCUAAGGGCUACUUUCUGCUGGGCAGUGACAGGUUGGUGCCAGCUCCAUCACUCCGCCUGCCCCCCAAUACCAUCCAGAACGGACCAGAUGCUGUGGCACUCUAUCGAAGCCCUCUUGGCCCACCAUCAGCCACAAGGGGGAUCCCCACCAAAGGCCUGCUGGAUGCAGUUGUGUAUCGGCAGAGAGGAUCAGAUAAGGAGGCGCAGGAGCUGAGUAAAGCUCUCACCCCAGGGCAGCUGCCUCUGCUGGAGGAUCCAGAGGUUCUGCCAGGAGAUGAGGCCCUCAGCCGCUGUAGAGGCCUUUACCCCUAUGACCUGUCUGCUUUUUCAGUGGCUCCACCCACCCCUCUGAGGGAGAACAGCUGCCCACGACCCCCUCCAGCCCCUGAGGGUGUGGUCAUCAGUGAGGUGGCUAGUGGCCACUGGACCAAUCACAGCCAGCAGAGGGCCUUUGUGGAGCUUCAUGGCCCCCCCAUGACAGACCUGAGGGGCCUGGUGCUCACUGUGUUUGACCAGGAACGCAGUGGGACUGUGAUUGCCCUCCCUUUGACCGGAUCUGUUGACCAGGAUGGAUUUUACAUUGUUGGAAAUGUCACUGGAGCAGAUCAGACUUUCACGGAGGGCUCCACGGUGCCGGUACGAGGAGCGGUAGUCCUGUGCUAUGACCUGUUCAGUGUCUGUAGAGCUGGCACAGCUCUGACCAACUCCAGUCUCCGAGAUGUACUUGUGUUCAGUGAAAACCAGCAGCUGCUCUCCUCUCUGUCCACCACCAGAGGGAGACAAAUUAUUCCAGCUCUCAGGUCAGUGGAAGAUGGCCCUGUUUCGCUCAGCCGGUGUUCCUGCUGUGAGGUGAGGAGCCCCUCCUCCUGGACAAGCUCCUCGCCCACACCUCACAGCACCAACCUCUGUCCGAGCUCCGCCUUCUCAAGUCACAUUGACCUUUGCCUCGGACCCUUGUCCAGUGACUGGCAGGAGCAGUCAGGAGACUGCAGUGCUCUGAUUCAGGGGAAAAGAGUGGCUGAGGUUGCCGACUACCUGGAGCAGAAGUGUCACUGUGGUAUCUCUGCCUUGUAUCUCCAAGGAGCCAACUUUUCCUGUGUGUCCGGGUGGCUGCGAGUGUGGGGGAACAUCCAGGCGCUGUCAGACCAUCAGAAGGCCCUCAUCAUCCAGACGUCACACAUGCAUCCUUCAUCUGCGCAGGGAGACGUCUGCUCCUCUCCAACCACGGACCGUUACACAAGCACAGCGUCUGCCCUGGGGUUACAGAUAGGGCUGAUAGUAGCUGUGCUCCUGCUACUGGGACUAGGAGCUGCUUUGUUCACAUAUUUCUACAGGAGGAGGCGUCCUCUGGACUAUUACACCAUGGAGCUGAGUGAACACGCAGAGGGACUGUCAGAUCUAUAAUCUAGGUUUUGCAUCGCUGCGCUUGCAUCUGGAAGUGCUCAUGAGUGUUGGAGGACUUCAGCAGAGAGAGCGAGAGAAGGGGGUAAUCAGAGGUUAAUUUGACCUGUGCGUAACUGAUUGUGCGGUUGUUUUGAAACAAAUGCCACCACAAGUGUCCUUCUCUGUGUCUGUGGGAGAUCACUGAUGAAAUGACUCGUAGCUGUCAGAGUGUGCUUGCAUCCAGUAUGUGACGUGUGAUAUUUCACGGCAGCAGUGACACUUAAGACAUAAGGCAACCCAUGAGUUGAAUUUAAAAACGUAAAGAUAAUAACAUAUUUUUGUAAAGGUCAGUGUAUAACCUUUGCUGUGAACAGUGCUGGUUACUACUUUUAAAGGAAAAGGAAGAUAAAAGGGAGUUGUUUUUUAUUUUAAAUACUUGAGUCCUAAAUGGUCAUUUUUGUUGACUUGUUUAUGUUACUGUGGAAAAAGCCUUUAAAUUUAGAAAUUUAAACAACCAUGCUUUUGAUUUAUGCAGGAAGCUCUGUCAAUGUAAUGACCUUUCCUUCAUCACAUUCUCAGCUGGUACUACAGUGUUUUAACAGCAGACUUUGUAACCCAGAUAAUAUUUGUUAAGCUCACAUUUAUUCAGACUGGUCGACUUCCUGCUCUGUUUUCCUGCUACAUGCUGUAAUAGUCCAUUUUAGACUCUUGUCACUCAAGGGCUUGAUUGUCUUUUUAAAUGUGAAUGUCUUUAGCUAACUUGUGAUGAGUGUCUGUAACCACUUCUGUAUGCUUACUUAAAGCAAACUGUUUACAUUUUAUUGAUUUGAAAAUUAGAAAAAGGGAUGUGAGAGACGGAUGUUGAAGAAAUUUCUUGAAUGAAGAGUGUUUUUAGAAAUGAGAGAUUGCUUGGUGUUAAGAAAAUCAGCUAUUUUAUGUUUCACAUGUGUUUUAGUGGCUCAGAAACCUCUACUGUGCCUUUAUUUGCGUGUUAUUUGAUCAGCUGAUUCCUCAUUUAUUAGAGGCAAAUGUCAGCCAUCUCUGCUGCAGCCAUAAGUGUAAAUACUAAAUACUCUGGAUAUGAUGUUAGUAAUCUCAGGGGGGCAGUUAUCACCACUCUGAAAUGAUAAGUUAUUCUGAAAAUUGAAAAACAAGCUGGGGUCAGAGCAAAAGGUGAAAUAUUGGGAUUGUUAGUUUGAUUCCACCUUUGAUUCCAUCUUAAUUUACAAGUAAUCGUAAAAUUGCCAAUACAAAGUGCCAUUAAGUAAUUAUAAGCUUGGAUAUGCUCUAUUGAUGUGCUGCUUACCUUGUAAUGUUGCCUUACUCAUCUGCUGUGAUGCACAGUUUAUGCUUUAUUUACCUUGGUGAGGACAUUUUCUUCACUUCUAGUUGCUCAAUAUUGACAUUUAUUAAUACACAUCUGACAAGCAAAUCUAAAUAUAUAAAACCAGAUUCUUUUUACAAGUUCAACUAUAAAAAAGAAAAACUACACUAAAAAUCAUUUAAAUUGAGGCCUUUUUUAGCUUUCAAAUUGACCCUUGAAAUGUUAUAUAAUGUUCAUAAAUGUAUUUUAUUGUAAACUUCAUUAUUUUAAGGUUUUGUGUAAAAUGGUACAUGUAGAAAGUUUAAAACAAAAAGAAGAAGGAGGCAAUUGCACCCCAAGAUUACACCCUAAUAAUACACAUACCAAUGUGUUGACUCUUGAAUAAAAUGUGCGACAUGUUCUUCCUGACGAUGCUACACAACGCUGCAAAUUGCUGAAUGCAAUUUGAUGUUCUGCUCAAAGCACUUGUUAAACAUACAUUCAGCCCUAUAUACCAUGUGUAUAGCACACUGACAACAAUCAUAAGAAGUGGAAAAUAAUUAUAUGGCUGAGCAAAACUGAUCAUUAACACAUCAGGAGCAGAAGCAUUCAAAUCUAACACGACUGUAAGAGAAACAAGAGACUCAUGCAUUUUUUUUACUGGGCACUAAAAGUGUGUGUACAUGCAGCAAAUAUUCAUGUCUACAGCAAAAGAUGUCACAAAAACAUUGGGGGAAAAAAAUGUUAUAUUAUCUAUAUCCCCAGGUCAUAAUUUACAAGCUUUCUUUCCAGUGAUUGCCUUCCAGUUUGUUUCCCCCUGUUUUCCUUCCAGUGUCAUGCACAUGUAGCAGGUUUCAAAUAAAAUACUUUCACAAA